Messenger RNA from Gongylonema pulchrum, 1437 nucleotides. NCBI's taxonomy places the organism in Eukaryota, Metazoa, Nematoda, Chromadorea, Rhabditida, Gongylonematidae. The record is from the annotation of a GenBank genome assembly.
AUGGAGGCAGUGGAGGAUCCGAGCAACUUAUCGUGCAGCAGGACCAGAAGCGACAAUCUCUCGCUCGAUAUCACUGAGGCACUGGAGGAAGCUCGCGAGAUCAUUUCUGAUGGGAAGCCGCGUACACGCCACUCCGAACAUCUGCUGGAGGAGUCGACCACUGUGCAGGUUGUUAAAGCUGGAAGACACGGCGAUCCAAUUGAAAUUGUUGUCACACGCAGUACGGUCACUUCGGCUCCGAAUACUGAUGACGAGGGCGAUGGAACUCUCUCUGGUAGUGACUCAGAGUUGCUGUUGCCGUCGCGAACGAAAUCGAGUUCAGUUUCUCGCAGCUGUACUUUUAUUGGACCAAGAAACGCGGACGAAGUAGCUUCUCGCUCUGCGAAUGUUCAUUAUCGUCGAAGGCGCGGCGACAGUUGGCGCCUGGAUGAUGGCGCAACAGGCGAUGAUGAUGGACACUUGGACGUUGAAGUAAAAGCAGAAUAUGGCCAGGAUGACGACGGUGAAACUUUUUUGAAAAAGUCAUGGGAAGCAACUUGGCGGGUUCAAAAAUUUGAAUAUUUGCCGGAGUGGCUUCAGGAUAAUGAAUAUUUACGACACGGCCAUCGGCCCCCUUUGCCAAGCUUCACUGAAUGCUUCCGCAGUAUAUUAUCUGUUCAUACUGAAACAGGAAAUAUCUGGACCCAUUUAAUUGGUUGUGUUGCAUUCGCACUGCUAGCUGCAUGGUUCAUGACACGGCCGGAUACUGACAUCCGUUUCCAGGAGAAGGUUGUAUUCUCCUUCUUUUUUGCGGGAGCGAUCAUUUGCCUUGGAAUGUCGUUCGCCUUCCAUACAGUUAGCUGUCAUUCCGUCGCUGUCGUCCGUAUAUUUUGCAAAUUAGAUUAUAUGGGUAUAUCGCUGCUAAUUAUUGGCUCAUUUGUUCCUUGGAUAUAUUACGGUUUUUACUGUCGACGCGAGCCGAAAAUAACUUAUAUUGCUAUGGUGUGCGUUUUGGGAUUGGGUGCCGUGAUUGUUUCUCUUUGGGAUAAAUUCAGCGAGUCGCGGUAUCGUCCUUUGCGAGCAGGUGUUUUCUUAUCGAUGGGAUGCAGCGGAGUGGUGCCAACAGUUCAUUUCAUGAUCACGGAUGGGGUGCGCACACUUUUUGAAGAGGCGGCUUUUCAUUGGCUCUUACUGAUGGCUCUACUGUAUAUCGUCGGAACACUGUUCUAUGCUACACGCGUUCCAGAGCGUUUUUUCCCAGGAAAAUGCGAUAUUCUGUUCCAGUCGCACCAGCUUUUCCAUAUAUGUGUUGUUGUUGCGGCAUUUGUUCAUUACUACGGUAUUUCUGAAAUGGCGAUGCAUCGAAUCAGGGCCUCUUGCCCAAUGGAUAGCGAUGCUGUGCGAGCGUUUCACCAUAUCGUGGAAGGCGUGAAGAAAGCUGUACACGACGCUCUCUAG